Messenger RNA from Funneliformis geosporum, 1692 nucleotides. The record is from the annotation of a GenBank genome assembly. NCBI's taxonomy places the organism in Eukaryota, Fungi, Glomeromycota, Glomeromycetes, Glomerales, Glomeraceae.
AUGGCACUCACAGGAGACUAUUUACAAUCCACCUCACCAAUAAAUUGGACUCUUGACGACUUCGCAGAUUGGAUCGCUAUCAAUCAUUCUGACGACAAGAAAAAAAUAAUCACUUACAUGAAAAGUGGUCUCAAUAAUUACAGCAAGAAUGUUUCUAACGUAAACGUAAAGAAGAAGGCAGACGAUUUGCUUAAUAGAUUAAAGACAUUAAAGGAUAAGAAGAAAAUAGCUGAGUUACAAAGUGAACAAGAAGUGCGAUUGGCUGAUAUUGAAUGUUCAUCGGUCCGACAGAUGCAAAAUCACACAAAUGCAGCAGUAACAAUUCAUAAACAAAUUGCUGAAAAAUUCGUAGGAAUGGCUCAGAAAAUUUCGACAGAAACAUGUGCACAAAUCAGAACUGUCACCUUUAGUGACGAAAUCCCCAGGCCCACAGAAGAUGAAAAUGAAUCGGAAGAGGAAUUUGAAUCUGAGGAAGCUGAACAUGAGGGACCUGAACAUGAGGAAUCUGAAUCCGAAGAGUCGGACGAUGUUUAUCUUAAAACUCAGAAUAAGAAGGAGAGAAAGUCGGGGCCAUUCAAGCUGAGCGAUGCAGGACGAACAGAGAUUGAGAUUGCUUAUACGAAGAUGAAGCACAGCAACAUGUGGAAAUUAUCAAGUGGAAAGUUUGUAGAAGAAGAGCUUUAUAAUAUCGGGAAGCAACUGGAAUUCGAACAUUCUAUUCAUUCUUUUAUAAUAGACACUGACGAUGAAAUAAUCAAAGAGCACUUCAGUGAACAUGAACUAGAGAAAAUAGAUGAUGCGCCAGUUCCAGAGGUUCCAGACCUUCCCCAUAACGUAAUUGAAUACUUAAAUAAGUUUAUAAACGUAACCAGUACAAAGGAAGCACGUUCUCUAAUUAAUGAGCACGAUAAUAGAUUCAACGCAAGUUACGAUCCCUCCAUCCACCAUGAUCUAGACUACAUUCGAUUCGCACUUUAUGCAUUAACCAGAGAAAUUGAGAAUGGCGGACUUACACAACCGAAUCUAGAAUCAUGGUAUAAUUGCUACAUUUGGCAUGCAAUUGUUGACCAAGGCUUUGCAGAUAUUAAGGGAACGUCAGUUGUUAGAGGAGAAAGUACAUGUAUCGCAACUGCGACCAGAAAAAAUAGAAAGAGAAAGAAUACACAAAGGCGUAAAAUGGGACGGCAAGGGGACUGGAUAUUAAGAUUAACUGGGAAUGGUGACCAUGAUGAAUAUGGGAUGGGUGAAGUGGAAAAACAUUGGGAGGAUGAAUUUGGAACGAAAUCUUUGAGUGAAACAUCCCUAAAGCAACCUAAGGCCCUAAAGGAUAUGUUAGUCAAACUCAUGAAAAAAACCGAUUGGGAAUUACGUUCAAAACUGCAAACUGUCAGAAUAACUCAUUCGGGUUUAAUGAUGACAAUAAUGUAUAUGAACAACCCACAUGGGUAUGUGUGUAGAAUUCGUCGUGGAGAGAUACUGGAAGUCCCGGAUAAAGAAGAGAAUUUAUCAGCAGUAUUGGUUAUACUGGCUGCAGUAUUAAACAUUAAGAUUGCUGUACAAGAAACCAUCAAAGCUGUGCAACAGAAGGGUCAAAAUGAUGAAAUUUUCAAACAAGCAGGGCGGAAAAGGCGAUCACGAAAUUCUGACGAAAUUUCAGCAUGCUUUACCACACCCAAAAAAAUAAAACAAUAA